Molecule: messenger RNA, 2241 nt
Organism: Exophiala oligosperma
Lineage: Eukaryota; Fungi; Ascomycota; Eurotiomycetes; Chaetothyriales; Herpotrichiellaceae
Exons: 3
Coding region: 1-2241 (746 amino acids)
Biological process (GO): DNA-templated transcription; positive regulation of transcription by RNA polymerase II
Molecular function (GO): DNA-binding transcription factor activity, RNA polymerase II-specific; zinc ion binding; sequence-specific DNA binding
Source: RefSeq, a predicted model, not a curated record
AUGGCCCCUUCGGAAUCGUAUCUGAUCCCAGGAGAUCGCGACUAUCGCUCCGAUGGAACGUCUCUAUACCCUGCCAAACGGCAAAGGAUCCUGGCUUGCAAGCGUUGCAGGCAUCGUAAACAGAGGUGUGACGGAGACGGAGAGAAUCCAUGCUCCAACUGCACAAAUGCCAACGCCGAAUGCUUUCCCACGGAGCCCACGCUCACUCGAGCGCGAUACAAAGCCGAUUAUGUCCAAUCUCUAGAGAGACGCCUGGGCCAGCUCGAACGCCUUCUCCCGCAUGAAACUCCAUCUCAAGAGGACCGGAGCGCAAAUGAGAUCACCACUGUUCUUCCUCAGGGAGAAGCCUCUCGGCCCGUGGGAAGCAGCAAUUCUUCCAACUUAAGGGUAGAGAAGAGUGUAUCUCCGACACAAACCCAUCAGUCUCACAAUACUCACAUGUCGACUUCAGGUACUUCGGCAUCUCCGUCGACGAAUGCCUUCCAAUCGCUUACCAGUGUUCCACAUCCUCUUCCUCGGCGGGAGAGCAAUAUCAUAGGCCUCGUGGCCAGUCUACCGUCCGCUCAUCUUCAACAACAACAACAAGAAGUGUCUUCAUCCAUCACUCUCGAGCAUUACCUGAACCAGUUGGCGGUGUGGCCAGACGGAAGUAUCCCUUCAGAAAUCGAGGAGCACCUCAUCAGCGUGUACUUUGACAAAUGUAACCGACGAUGGCCGUUUAUGGUGUGGACUACUUUCUAUUCGUGGCAUACUCGCUGGAAGAACAGAUCGCGAGAAGGACCGUAUCAUGACGAAUGGCAGGGGUUCUUCGUGAACAUGUUGUUUGCUGUCGCCUUACUCCUCGACCCGAAGAAUCCGCUGAUCGUUUCACACACCUCCCAGACGUUCUACGAACAAGCAGUCAACAACUACCUUCCAGCGGUCUUGAGACAGCCUAACCACUUGCUUCACGCUCAAGCGUACCUCAUGAUGUCCUGCCACGCUUUGUUCUCACCAUCAGCGGAGCAGAUCUCGCUCAUGAUAUCAUCGGCGGUCCGAUAUUGCAUCGUGGCCCGAUUUCACCUGGUUGAGUCAGAGCCAGAACCCACGGAUGCCGCCGCCAGGUUGGAGAUACAAAUGAGGAGGAGAGUGUUUUGGGUUGCAUACGGUCUCGACAGGCUGGCGUGUGGUGUCUUGCGUCUGCCAUUCUCAAUAUCUGACGACAAUAUAACCGUGCCGCUUUUCGACGAUGUGGACGAUGCCGGGCUUUUACAAUCUCCCCGGAUCCCUCAAGACCCGAAAACGUCAGUUUCCUCGGCCUUACACCGAGAGAAAUGCUUCCAGAUUCAAUCCGAGAUCCUGAAUGUCACCAUGCGGGCCGAUUUUUCAAAGAACUUUGACUCACUGUCUGACUGGAGAUCUUAUAUCCUGUCAAAAUUGGAGCACUGGAGAGCCCAAUUGCCACAAGCCGCCGAUACUGACACAACAAGCCCCACCGACGAGCGAUGGAUCUUGAUAGUGUACAACCACUGUCUUCUCUAUCUCUUCAUCCCCUCGAAAUGGAACGUCCGUGGACCGGCCGGUGACUGGUCGGUCAGAGCCAGCACUCAGACAAUAUUGAUAUUCCGCAAAUUUCAGGGCUACCGAACCGUCCCUCAUCCUAUGCUUGGAUUGAUCAGCCAGUUUUCCAUCGGCAUCACCCUCCUGUAUUGCCUCUGGGCGACUCCUCCAAAGUUCCGUGCCGAACCUUACAACUCCAAGAACGUGUUUGAGGCUGUAAGAGCCUGCUCUAACAACCUGGCCAUCAUAACCGAGAGGUGGGAGAGCACGAAAGACCUCGCAGACAUAUUCGAGCUCCUCGCGACGGAGAUUCCUUUGGCCGAGACAAUGUCGCACAACGGCGAACGCGCAGUCAGCCGCGUCAGCCACGAAGCCGCCGAAGAGAUUCAUUCGAAGCUGCCUCAUGUGAAACAGUUGGUGCUCAAUCGGGAGAUAAUCCGCAUGAUAGAAGAGAUGGCAACUGAAGACUUCCCACGUGAUGACGAAGAUGCAGUAGCGGUGGGAUCAUCAUACCCGGGCGUGACGGACAAUCUUUCCAUCAGUGGUGGGCCAGCCGGAACUGGGCAGACGUUGUUCACAAAUGGGCUCCCUUUGUAUCAGUUCCCGAGUCAAUACCUUUCCAACGACAGUUUUGUCGACAGUUUCUCUCCCGGACAAGCGCUGGAGUUCCCUGGUAGCUUGUCCGGGUUUGAUGUUUUUUGA